Molecule: messenger RNA, 6597 nt
Organism: Porites evermanni
Lineage: Eukaryota; Metazoa; Cnidaria; Anthozoa; Scleractinia; Poritidae
Source: the annotation of a GenBank genome assembly
AUGCGGAAGAGAAACACCCAUUUAAUGGAUGAAACCUCACUUGAAACAUCCAAAUACGAAGCUGAAGGUGACGUUUACCCCACACCAAGCAGAUGGCUGAUCGACCCCCACUUGGAAGAAAGACUCAACGACAUCGAUGAGCUUAUUCAGUCUACCGUAGGAUUCGCCGAUUCUUCAAGUGCUGGAGAGCCACCACUUUCUGAGUCAUAUAUCACUGAGUUGAGAGGGUUUUUUCCAACUAGUGGGGAACUGCCAAAUGAAUUAACUGGAAAUAGAACAGGUUAGAUCCAAGGAGACUUGAGAAAUUUCUUCAUCCCCUAAGUAGUUGUCUUUGUAUCAAGUAGGUGAUAGAUUUUGCACUGGAAAUCGCUAUAACAUAGAUAUAUCUUUCCUAAAAAUCAAGAGGAACAAAAUUCGAAAGUAAAAUAUAGUAGGUGGAACGUUUUUCUACUUUAACAAAAGCCACCUGCUAAAAAGCUUAUGGCAUUAUCAGCCAACGUAAAGUAAAUAGUAGACAGAGGACCACUAUACAUAUGGGUGCUUUCGAAAAAUGUUACGCAAUAUUGCUUUUCUGCUUUAUUUCUCUGAUAAUGUUUAGGUGGUUCAACGAUUUUUAAGUCCAAAAAAUAUACAUUUGUUGCAGUGUUAAGAUUUCCGAAUGCUCAGGAAUUAAUUAGAAACGAGUGACUUUCGUAAUAAACUAUAAUUAGUUUCAGAUAUAGAGCACAUUGGAGGAAGCCUUACGACUCGCCUUUUGCCGGCAAAAAGGUCUCUUAGGUUGAAUUAGUCGUCCACAUAAUAAAUCUUAAAGAUGAAUAUGACAAAAAGACCAAGAAAACCCACCUAGGGUUAGAAUAUUGCUUGGAUGAGGCAGAAGUUACCGUUGUGGUGCAAGCUUCGGAUACAAUCAUCAGAGUUCGAGCUUAUACUCAAAUGUGUCCUCACGCUGCGAUUCAGACAAACGACAUUACAGGUUGGUCGUUGAACGUUUGCUUGAUUGUGUGUGAAGUACAUGUGCAGGUACAUCGAAUUACAACAUUGGACACCAUAGCACUGGGCUAUAGAUGUAGUCCCAAUCCUACAAGUACAUUUAAACUGUUUGCCUUUGAAAAUUUAUUUUGAAUGAAGUACGUACUUUUGACUUCUUACUUAGUCAUAGGCAGAAAAGCUCUUUGUCAUGUGUAAAACUUAAAUGUAAGCUUUGUUGCCUGUAGUUCCUGUUGAACUUGGAGUGGAUGUUCAUAGAAGUGAACCAAGAGUCCGAUUUAUGACCAUAGAUCUUGGUUCAGUUUACAAAAUUGCAAACGGAGAUUCAGUGUACUGGCUUGUAAAGGCAGAUUUCUUGCAAAGAAAUAACUGGCAACUGAUAAUCUAUGUGGAUUUUAUAUCAGGCUUAGCUGGAUCUGUAACCUCAAGACCAUUUAGGGUUACUACCAAAGCAAACAGCAAAACGGAAAGGAAAGGAGGUAUGUAAUCUAUUCGAGAUGUCAAAAAUGUGUGUGUGCAAAGCCGAGGAUUCACAGACUCCGGCACUGUGUUGAGGUCUCCAUACCUUUGUAAAUGUCAUGUAAAGUUCCUAGUAGGUUAGAGGACUGAAUUUGACACGAAAGAGUGCAUUGGAUGCUUUGCUUGCACACGGUUGUGACACUUUGUAAGAUUAAUUAAACUCAGCUUGGGAUAAUUUUUCAAUGAUGACCUAGCUGUAUGAGGCCAUAGUUACUGCAUAUGUCAAAGUUCAAGAGAAUUGAAUUGAAUUGAAUUGAAUUCUCGACAACAUGCAUUGCUCAUUUUCAACGAACUGGUCCAAGGUGACACGAUAUAUUUUUUCUUUAUCCAAAUUGUCCUGUUAAUUAGACAGGCAUUUGUUACAGAAUAAGAGCCAAAGAGCAGAAGAGCAUUAUCUAUGUAUCUAGAUCUUCUGUGGGUAACAAGUAUUUUCUAUAAACAGAACUGAUCUUCGUCUAAAAAUCUUAUUAAACGACACUAUUUCUUCAUCGGAUUUGGGAGGAUGAUUACCAGCACCACCUUUUGACAAAGUUUCUCUGGGUCUGGGUGUCACUGUGAUCUCGUGCAAACACAAUAUUGCCUGAGAGACAGUGAGUGGAUCAGAGUUGCCAGGUACUAUGGUGAAGAGACAGUUUUUUAUGUUCCUGGUAGAUAAAGUGAGUUGUUUUUUAGGCUGAAAGCGUUGAAAGUAAAUGCGAAUGUUUCUGAAAGCCGUUUUUGACCUCUCUAGCUUGUAGCUUUUGUUUUCCCAACAGAGGUCGUAGGGAAACUUGACCCUUUGACUUUUUAUAAAUUAUGCGUAGAUUAUAUGCUCGUGAAUACGUCGAAAUUUGAAAGAAACAGUUCUCCAGAGUAUUAUCACAUGACCUGUAUUGGGAAAACAAAACGUACAGAGAGAGGUCUAUUGAUUAAACAUUUCAAUUAAUUUGGAAGCGUAAAUGACAGUCUCAAACCAGAGAGACUGGUUAGGUAAUAUUACCAGAAGGUUUUUCAACUGUUCUGGUUAAGUAAAUGUCUUUAUGUAUUUUAGUGCACGCUUUCCUGUUUUUGUACAACAGGUAAAUAAGUUUUUUUAAACACUUUAUCUACCUUUCAUGUCUGUUUUCUAUGUCGAAAUGCUUUCCACCUGUCCAAUUUAUGAAUGGCAGAAAGGGAGCGAUGAUAUAAGUAUCUGAUUAUUUUUUGCUUUAAACACAAAGUAAAGGCGUUGAAAUAAGGUGCUUUGUAAUUAUGAGAAGAAGAAAAAACGAGCAUGGAGCCGACGGCUACAACAACGGGAACAACGAAAAGGCCUUUUCUAUUCCGUUGUCUUCGCCUUCUUUUUCUAAUACUGAUACUAAUUUAUUAGUUAUAUGGCGCUUUAUACAGGGCUCUAGGUAAAGCACUAAGCAAGAAAUAUCAAAACUUUAAAAUAAUGAAAAAAACGUCAAAUUUGUUAGAAAUCGAAAAGUCAGGUGACAAUAUAGUUGAAAGUUAAUCAAGUGCUUUACAGGAAAUGAUAUAAAGGAUUUCUUCCUUAGGGUCAGUCGCUGGCUCCUGUACGGUAUAACGACUGUUUCACAAGGUAAAGGCGUCGGAUGGCUUCGUAGUUGCUGAAUGAAUACUGUACAGAACAUAAGGUUCUUCCAAGCAGUGAAUAUUCAUUUCAAAAAGGUUAGUCAGGACUUCAGUGCAUUCAGACUCAUGGUCAAAAACAUAUGCCAAAAUAUUUGUGAUUAACAAUUUCCCCUGAAAAUCAAGGGUAUAGAACAACAUGCUCUAAAGGUAACUAUGCUGGGUUUGAGGUCAAUACCUUCCUGCAUUGAGACUAGUAAAAUAUUGGACUACCUCCCGGAGGUAGUCUCGGCACGGGUAAACGAGGCACGGUGCCAAAAUUUGGCGUGGCGUGCCGUGCCGAUUUUUUUAGCGCGUGUAAAUGGGGUUUUAAAGGCAAGCCACCUUCUUUAACUACCCUCGAUAUUUUUGAAAUAAAUUUCACGGUUGAAAUUGUGUUUGUGGUAGGUGGAAACAUUUUACGGUUGUGAUUGAAGGGUUCACCGUGCUGUUGAGGAGCCCAAGCUCCUUGCCUUGUUGAUCCGUACUCAAUCUAAGCCCUGUGGCCCUCAUCGCUGGAAAGUAAAUGGAAACUGGUCCGCUGAAGAGGAUUUUUCCUGGGCUUGUGGCCAUUGUUUCUUCGAACAUCGCAAAAAAUUUACCAUUCAAGACCACUUAAUUCGACAAGUUUGUCAGACGUCUAUCGCAAGUAAAAAAUCACGAGGGCAAGCUGGAAGGGCAAAAUUGAAACGCCACUUAAGUUGUGACCGGCGCGAGAGAAAAGGAUGAAAGUAUUCUUGGAAAGACACCCUUUCCGUGUAAACUACCGGGACGACAAAUUUUUGUGCUCGAUAUGUGACCUCUGUUCGACACUGACUGCAAAAGCCAUGAUUUUGUCGUUAUUUGUAGUUCAACUACAGAGAUGACAGCUCAUGAAAAAAUGCCUAAAUCUCACUGACUUGCUGUCCUGGACCCAGUUUUUCGAAGGACGAUUAGCGGUAACCCAGGGUUAAAUUUUAAUGCGGGUUUCUUUUUGUUUUGUCCAGAAGCAUUUCCCGGGAUAAUUUUCUCAAUUAUUUUUAGAGCAUUCAAUUAACAAAUUAUAUGCAAAAUGAAUUAAACUGACUGUUCUUUUCAAGCUUUCAUAUCUGAAUUCAAAUUUCGCACUUACGCUGGAUUAUCUUAACCCAGCUUUGGACAACCCUGCCCUGUUGCGCAAGUACACUUGCUUAAAAGCAAAAGAUAGUCGUGAGUAGGAACUUUAAUAUUCACCCAUAGAAUGUGUAGCUUUCAUACGAUAUGAAAAGCAUGUAUGAGAUAAUGAAAAGGGACAGUGAACUUGUGCGUUAGAAAAAUUCAGACAGGUUCGUUAAUGCGAAAGCAUAGGUGAUGGUCACAGUUGUUACAUGGCGACAACCUUAUUUAGGAGAUAGUUACAUUAUCAUCAUCGUCGUCGUCGUCGUCAUCAUCAUCAUCAACAUCAUUAUCAAAAAUAAUAAUAAAUUAUAAUUUAAUCACUUAUACUGUAUUGCACAUUCAAGUAUUCAUGAAAAUGAUCAAAUGUGCAUUACAAUGGUAAUAAAAGCAUAGAAAAAGAAAUCCUAUUUACAAUAUGAAAGACAAUAAGAAUAUAUACACUACUACAAAAAAAAGUCUGAAAUAUCGAUCUUUAACUGAUUAAAAUUCAUUUAACUGUGAGCAAACUUAAAAAGGUGCGUCUUAAGAUGGCUUUUAAAAUUAUGUAAGUACGGAAUGUCGCGAAGCUCGCGCGGUAGAGCAUUCCAUAACUUGGGCCUGUCGUCGUCAUCAUGAUCAUUAUUACUGUUGUUGCUGUUGUUGUUUUCAACAUCAUUUCCUGCGUGCUUAACUAGAAGGGUCUUCUCACAUAUUCAUAGCGUUUUAACUGGCGACAAAAACCCUCUGUGUACUAAAAGGGAACGGGUGCUAACAGUGCAGUAAGAGCGAUUUCAAAAGGAAUCGUCUUUAACCAUUCAAGUCCUAAGAUUGUUCAAAAAUAUACAUAACUCGGUCCUGAGAUACUUCAUAUUAGUGAAAUCCAACUGUGGUCUAUUAUAAAUGAUGUGUUCUGAUUGGUUGAGCUACUACUAGGCUAUAUGUUAUAGCCCACUAGUAGCGAAAAGCGCCGGAUUUUUGGCGGUAAAAAAGGAUUAAAUUUUUGCUUUAAGUUGUUUUGUCUCGAUAUUUUUGACCAACUAGUUGGAUUUUACGAAGUACAAUUAUUCCUCUCGCCCUCAUGGGCUCUGAGUCAAUAGUCCAUUUGGCCUCGGCCUCAUGGGCUAUUGACUCAGAGCCCAUUCGGGCUCGAGGAAUAAUUGUUAAUUACACAUAAUAACAACAACAACAAUGUAUUUAUUAAAAAAAAACAUAAAGUUUACAAUACUUUAUGUCCUGCAAACAGCUAUAAUGCUAAUCUAGGCAGGACAAGUCUUUGAAUAAAGACGUUAUUGAAUUACAUAAAAAAAAAGAAAAGAAAUACAAUAACAUACAGAAAGAAACACCUUACAUAUAAAUUCAAGUACAGGGGAUUUUGUUAUUUGAAAAAGACUAAAAUUACAACGGGAGGUAUAUACAACAUAUCAGGUUAACUUCAUAAAAUAUUCUAUUAAAUAAUUAACAUUCAAAUAAUUAUCUUCAUUGCCUAGAAUUAUUUAUAAUUUCCAUAUGAUGUCAUGUUUGACUUAAUUGUUAGUGUUUUGUUGAGGAUUAGGGCCAGGAGACAUGAUGUCCAUCAUAAAUACAGUCAAACCUCGUUAAUACGGACACUCAGGAGGCCAUCGUGAAAGUGUCCGUAUCAAGGGGUGUCCGUGUUAAAGGAGCUGUGUCACGGCAGUCCAGUUCAUUUUGUUUAAUUUGCCAAUUACUCGCCCUCAAUCGCGAUGGAACUUAAAGUAAGCAAAGAAAUUAUAUGUAAAUGACAAAAUCAGAGAUCCGAGACAAACAAAUAUGUGUCCUGAACAUUAUUUUUGAAGUUGCAAGCAGUAGGGAUCAACUUUGAACAGUUUUCAAAAAACCUACUUUCAAUCCGUUUCAAUCUUCUUGAGUUUUGCCCAUCCGUGUCAUCUUUUGUUUCUGUUAUGUUAUUUUAACCUUGCUUUAAAGUUUUAAGCGGUUAUUUUUAUGUUUCUGUUAAUUUAACGGACGUUAUAUAAUUUCCUAAUUUGGCUGAAUUUCGUGACACAGCUCCUUUAAGUGGGUCGAAGGUAGAGAAGAUGUAAGGGCUUUCUUUCCCAAGGGACAAGGAAAACUGUCCGUAAUAACAAGGUGUCUGCGUUAAGCGGGUGUCCUUAAAGCGGGGUUCGACUGGACCAAUUCAACCUUCCAAUGACGACUAUGAUUUCUUGACAGAGCUGGAUGAUCUUGCUUGUUUAUCUCUUCCUUUCUUUCAUUUUAUUUUACAGCUGUUGUGAUUUUAUUGAGUUGUAUAUCGCUGCCUGGUUAGCUCAGCUGGAUGAACAUCUGUUUGGCUCGGGAAGUUCGUGGGAUGAAACCCCUGCGCGACCACUAACAGGAUUUUCAAAAUGUGAUGGUAAGGCCUAG